This is a messenger RNA of Kockovaella imperatae, 300 nucleotides long. Its product is annotated as regulatory subunit of cyclin-dependent kinase. Gene Ontology annotation, cellular component: cyclin-dependent protein kinase holoenzyme complex; SCF ubiquitin ligase complex. Bases 1 to 300 code for a protein of 99 amino acids. The record is from RefSeq and is a predicted model, not a curated record. Gene Ontology annotation, biological process: regulation of mitotic cell cycle. The transcript is spliced from 7 exons. NCBI's taxonomy places the organism in Eukaryota, Fungi, Basidiomycota, Tremellomycetes, Tremellales, Cuniculitremaceae. Gene Ontology annotation, molecular function: protein kinase binding; ubiquitin binding; cyclin-dependent protein serine/threonine kinase activator activity.
AUGCCGCAAGGAAAGCAGGCGAGCACCCUGGAGGAGCUCUCGGAACGGAUCAUUUACUCGGACAGAUACUCUGACGACAAUUUUGAAUACCGUCAUGUGAUUCUGCCUAAGCAGAUGCUCAAACUUAUCCCUAAAUCAUACUUUGCACCGGAUGAUUCUGGAUUACUGCGGAUCUUGGAAGAAAAUGAAUGGAGAGGCAUAGGUAUAACUCAAUCUCUAGGAUGGGAGCAUUUUGAAGUACACGCACCAGAGCCUCAUAUCCUCCUGUUUCGCCGCGCAUUGCCCGCCAAGAAGAAGUGA